Funneliformis mosseae is the source of this 810-nucleotide messenger RNA. NCBI's taxonomy places the organism in Eukaryota, Fungi, Glomeromycota, Glomeromycetes, Glomerales, Glomeraceae. The record is from the annotation of a GenBank genome assembly.
GCAAAUAUAUCUGUAAUGGAUCUCUCAAGUAUUUUAAAAGAUCCGGAAAAUUCUUAUCCUAUAAUUAAUGGCUCAGAUGACGAUAUUACAUCAUCUAUUUUAAAUGAUCCGAGAAAUUCUUAUCCUAUAAUUAAUGGCUCAGAUGACGAUAUUAUAUCAUCUUCUGGAAAUAGCGAAGUACAGUCACAAGACUCACCAGCGACUACGUUAUCUACAUGUGAAUCAGAUAACAACAAAACUGUUAAUAUGAAAUCAAUGAGUAGUAUGCCUUUUGAAUCGACAGCCAAAGGAAGAAAGUAUAUUAACCAUGAUCUAGCAGACGAGGUAUCAAAAAGUCCUUUAUCCAUUGGUAUCAUUGAUAUUCACAAUGUCGAAUGUCUUAAAUAUCUGCCUCAAAUGUUCAAGGAAUAUAUAGCAGAUCAAGUGCAAGGUACUGACGAUUCCAUAUAUUUUUCAGAAGGGAAUGUUAUCAAUAAAUUUUUAGUAGAUUGUGAAGAGGAAGUUUUAAAGUACCUAGAAAAGUUUGAUAGCAUUGAUAGUUUAAGGUCAUUAGAGGAGUGUUUAGAUAUAAAUCGAAUCAAUCAUUCUACCUCAUCAAAUGAUCUCAUUUAUGCUGAAAACCUCUUUCUUCAUUUCCUGUUCUUAUACAAAAAUGAUGUACUUACACAAUCUCUAAUGGAAGCUGAAUUUAACGCAUAUGUCUGGACACCAAUGCUUAAAAAUGCUUUCCUUGGAAAGACUGAUUUGAGAUUAAAAUGUGGAGAAGUAGCGUCCAAGUCAUAUGAUAAAUUGAAAGAAAUUUUAAAUAUU